UUUGAAUCUUGUUAGGCCGUUCAAGGUCGCUAAACGAAACGGCGGGUAGCUUCGAAAGGCUCUGACGUUUUCUCCUGUUCCUCCUUCGUCAUGUCUUUCAACUUUUCGAGGAUUAAGAAAGCACUGUUUGGAGAUAAUACGCCUCAACCAAAACUUGGGUCUCUCGAUAUAGAGGGUGUGACACAAUUAAUCCAGGAUGGUCAAGUCAACAAAAUAAUAACGAUGGUUGGUGCUGGCGUGUCAACAGCUGCUGGAAUACCUGAUUUUCGAAGCCCAUCUUCUGGCAUAUACGACAACUUGGAAGAUUUUAACUUGCCUACUCCGAACGCAAUAUUCUCGAUUGAUUACUUCCGAAACGAUCCUAGACCUUUCUUUGAGAUUGCAAGGCGUUUGUAUCGACCAGAAGCAAAGCCUACGUUGGCUCAUUGUUUUAUCAGGCUACUUCAUGAAAAAGGCUUACUUCUUAGGCAUUAUACACAGAACUGUGAUAGUUUGGAACGCUUAUCUGGUUUACCAGAGGAGAAAUUGGUUGAAGCCCAUGGGACAUUUCACACAGGACACUGUAUUAAGUGCAAGAAACUGCAUGAUUUCGAGUUUAUGCUAAAUGAAAUUUUAGCCAAAAGAGUGCCUAAGUGUCUUGAAUGCAAAGACGUUGUCAAACCUGAUGUUGUACUUUUUGGUGAGAGUAUGCCGAAGAAAUUUUUCAAGAACCUUUCUUCAG
Molecule: messenger RNA, 721 nt
Organism: Schistosoma curassoni
Lineage: Eukaryota; Metazoa; Platyhelminthes; Trematoda; Strigeidida; Schistosomatidae
Source: the annotation of a GenBank genome assembly